CUCCUCUUCUUCCUAUUAAAAGCCGCUCUGCAACCCCCGGCUCGAUCCACCCAACCCCGAAAGAAGUCGCCAUGGGAAGCUUCAAGAACGCCGCCAUUGCCUUUCUCGCCCCUCUCCCUUCCGUCCUCUUCUACCUCUCCUUCCUCCACCACUACCGCCACCGCUCCUCUCCCUCCCCUCCCCCUUCAGACCACCUCUGGGGCUGGUGCUUCCACCACCCUCUCCUCCUCGCCAACGUCCUCUUUUUCGCCAACGUCGACGUCCUCUUCUGGCUUAUCGGCCUCCUCCUCUCCAACCACUGGUUGAUUGAUCUGUAUUGGACGGUGAUCCCGGUGAUGCUGGUCCACUACUUCGCUAGCCAUCCGCUGGCGAAAGCGGACGCUGCUAGGUCGGCGGUGGUGACCGUGUUGACUUGGGUGUGGAGCGUGAGGCUCACCCACAACUAUUUCAGGAGGGAGCGGUGGCAGUGGGGGGCGAGAGAGGAUUGGCGGUUCAACGAGAUGAGGAAGGAGUACGGCAGACCCUGGUGGUGGAUAUCCUUCUUUGCCGUCUACCUCUCCCAGCAGGUCUUUUUGAUUGGCAUAUGCCUGCCAAUGUAUGCUAUUCACUCGAGCGAUAAACCAUGGAAUAUCUGGGACUCUCUCGCUACAGUUGCAUGCUUGAGUGGAAUAGUUAUCGCAUACUUUGCAGAUACACAACUCUAUGAAUUUGUGAGCGAAAAUGAAACUUUAAGUAAACAUGGUGCACCCUCAGUGCCAAAUCUUGACACCGGGAUCUGGCGCUACUCGCGCCACCCAAACUACUUUGGGGAACAGCUCUGGUGGUGGUCCUUGUUUGUGUAUGCUUGGAAUGUUGGACAAGGUUGGAUGUUCAUUGGCCCACUGGUGAAUAGCUUGUGCUUGGCAUAUGUUACAGUGCUGGUAGAACGGCGGAUGCUAAAGAAAGAUCAUCGGGCUGAGGCCUACAGGGAGUACCAGAGGAGAACAUCCGUCUGGAUUCCUUGGUUCAAGAGAACAAGUGGAGUUCCGAAGGCAAAGAGUAGCUGAUAUUUAAUCUGCAGAGACUUGUUGAUGCUAUCAUUCCUCGAGUCUUUGCCAUUCUGGAUACGAGUGUUUUCCUUUGUAUCUUUUUCAUUUGAAUCCUGUUUCUCAAGAAAUGUAUGCCAUAAUCCUGUUUCUCAAUAGACUAGUUGCAGGUUUUCUUUUCAUUCAAAUAAGUUUGUUGUGGAAACAACUCUUUUACAUGUUUAUUCAGUAUCUUGAAAAUGUAAAAACAAUUGUGUGCUCAUAUGUACAAGUUUUCCGAGGCCUGUUUGAAGUUCUAA
This is a messenger RNA of Musa acuminata subsp. malaccensis (wild Malaysian banana), 1324 nucleotides long. RefSeq lists its product as uncharacterized. Lineage: Eukaryota; Viridiplantae; Streptophyta; Magnoliopsida; Zingiberales; Musaceae. Gene Ontology annotation, biological process: lipid metabolic process. Gene Ontology annotation, molecular function: oxidoreductase activity, acting on the CH-CH group of donors. The record is from RefSeq and is a predicted model, not a curated record. Gene Ontology annotation, cellular component: membrane.